AUGACGCAGAGAGUCUCACUUUCUUCGGGCCAGCGUCGUCGCCGUGACCUGAGCAAGGCCCUUCUCCUCCUCUCGCUCGUCCUCCUCUCGUCUCUCCACACGGUGUUUGCCUUCCGCUUCUCCGCGGGGCUCCGCGCAGACAAGCUGCGCGGGAUGAUGCGCGGAUGGGCGCAAGGCGGACGCUCGACCGGCCAGCAGCAGCAACAGCAGCAGCAGCAACAGAGCGGCGGAAUUGGUGGAAACAAUAUGGGCGGCAGCGGAAUGGGCAGCGGAGGAAUGGGCGGCGGCAGCAUGGGUGGCGGCGGAAUGGGCGGCGGCGGAAUGGGUGGAAGCAGUAUGGGCGGCGGCGGAAUUGGCGGGGGCGGAAUGGGCGGGGGCGGAAUGGGUGGCGGCGGAAUGGACGGCGGAAGCAUGGGUGGCGGCGGAAUGGGCGGCGGCGGAAUGGGCGGCGGCGGAAUGGGCGGCGGAAGCAUGGGUGGCGGCGGAAUGGGCGGCGGCGGAAUGGUUGGUGGUGGAAUGGGCGGCGGGGGCAUGGGCGGCGGCGGAAUGAGCGGCGGCGGAAUGGGCGGCGGCGGCAUGGGCGGACCUGGGUCCUCUGCUCCCGGAUCACAAUCAGCCAUGGGUCCUGGGGGGACCAUGGGCGGCGGAAUGGGUGGCGGUGGAAUGGGUGGUGGCGGAAUGGGCGGCGGCGGAAUGGGCGGCGGCGGAAUGGGCGGCGGCGGAAUGGGCGGCGGCGGAAUGGGCGGCGGCGGAAUGGGCGGCGGCGGAAUGGGCGGCGGCGGAAUGGGCGGCGGUGGAAUGGGCGGUGGCGGAAUGGGCGGCGGCGGCAUGGGUGGCGGCGGAAUGGGCGGCGGUGGAAUGGGUGGCGGCGGGAUGGGCGGCGGCAUGGGCGGACCUGGGUCCUCUGCUCCCGGAUCACAAUCAGCCAUGGGUCCUGAGAGGGGCAUGGGAGGCGGUGGAAUGGGCGGCGGAGGCAUGGGCGGGUCAGGGUGGUUUGCUCCAGGGUCGCAGGCAGCACCCGGCCAGGGUGGACCUGGGAUGGGCGGAGGGAUGGGCGGAGGGAUGGGCGGACCAGGGCCCCGGGGAGCACGGAGCUUGGAGCGGCAGCAGGUGGCAGCAGUGGAGGAGGAAGAGGCGCACGCUCAACAGCUUGGCGGAGCUGAAGAGCUGCGCGCGGCGGAUCUGGGCGCGGCGGAGGUGCGGAUGGCGGAGCUGCGGAUGGCGGAGGUGCGGAUGGCGGAGCUGCCGAUGGCGGAGGUGCGGAUGGCGGAGCUGCGGUCGGCGGAGCUUCAAAUGCAGCUCCAAGCUGCGGAUGCAGCUGGGGGCUCGAUGUUGUCCAUCUGCCGCCAUCGCGGAGCUCACCAGCGCCGUCGCCGUGACCUGAGCACGGCUCUUCUCCUCGUCUCGCUCGUUCUGCUCUCGUCUCUCCACGCGGCGAUGGCCUUCCGCUUCUCCGCGGGGCUCCGCGCGGACAAGCUGCUCAAUAUGAUGCGUGGAUCAGCGCAAGGCGGACGCUUGACCGGCCAGCAGCAGCAACAGCAGCAACAACAGAGCGGCGGAAUCGGUGGAAGCAGUAUGGGCGGCGGCGGAAUGGGCGGCGGCGGAAUGGGCGGCGGCGGAAUGGGUGGUGGCGGAAUGGGCGGCGGAAGCGUGGGUGGCGGCGGAAUGGGCGGCGGAAGCAUGGGUGGCGGCGGGGGUGGCGCCGGAAUGGGCGGCGGCGGCAUGGGCGGCGGCGACAUGGGCGGCGGUGGCAUGGGCAGCGGUGGAAUGGGCGGCGGGGGAAUGGGCGGCGGCAGCAUGGGCGGCGGUGGAAUGGGCGGCGGCGGAAUGGGUGGCGGCAGCAUGGGUGGCGGCGGCAUGGGUGGUGGUGGAAUGGGCGGCGGCGGGAUGGGCGGCGGCGGUAUGGGCAGCGGUGGAAUGGGCGGCGGCGGAAUGGGCUGUCGGGGAAUGGGCGGACCUGGGUCCUCUGCUCCCGGAUCACAAUCGGCCAUGGGUCUUGGGGGGAACAUGGGUGGCGGCGGAAUGGGCGGCGAGGGCAUGGGUGGUGGCGGAAUGGGCGGCGGGGGAAUGGGAGGCGGCGGAAUGGGCGGCGGCGGCAUGGGUGGCGGCGGAAUGGGCGGCGGUGGGAUGGGCGGCGGCGCCACGGGUGGCGGCGGAAUGGGCGGCGGUGGAAUGGGCGGCGGGGGAAUGGGCGGCGGCAGCAUGGGCGGCGGUGGAAUGGGCGGCGGGGGAAUGGGCGGCGGCGGCAUGGGUGGCGGUGGAAUGGGCGGUGGCGGAAUGGGCGGCGGGGGAAUGGGCGGACCUGGGUCCUCUGCUCCCGGAUCACAAUCAGCCAUGGGUCCUGGGGGGAACAUGGGCGGAGGCAUGGGCGGCGGAGGGAUGGGCGGCGGAGGCAUGGGCGGCGGAGGCAUGGGCGGGUCAGGGUGGUUUGCUCCAGGGUCGCAGGCAGCACCCGGCCAGGGUGGACCUGGGAUGGGCGGAGGGAUGGGCGGAGGGAUGGGCGGAGGGAUGGGCGGAGGGAUGGGCGGAGGGAUGGGUGGAGGGAUGGGUGGAGAGAUGGGUGGACCAUCGUCGUUUUCUCCUUGA
Molecule: messenger RNA, 2586 nt
Organism: Closterium sp. Naga37s-1
Lineage: Eukaryota; Viridiplantae; Streptophyta; Zygnematophyceae; Desmidiales; Closteriaceae
Source: the annotation of a GenBank genome assembly